AUGUCUGAUAGCGAGUCAUAUUCCGAGCGCGAGCCCAACGCUUUCGACGAGGAGUCAUCGGACGGUCUCUUUGACUCCGAUGGUGAAGCGGCAGGGCCUGGUGCCGAGGGCGGGAGUGAUACCGACGUCGAGAUACUCGGCGAAGGGCCCAGCUCUAUCCCGACGCACGGAAUCGGAAAGGGACUGAUGACCGCUCCCAUUCCGUUGUCCAUCGUCUACAGUGACGGCCGCCACGUGGGCCUCGGUAUGCCCGGGGAGGCGAGCGGUAGCCGUCAAUCGGACGCCUCCACUUCCGGUCGUGGAGAGUCGGUAGCCAAUCCGCCAUCUGGGCCCAGGGUAUCGGUAGUGUACCCAAGCAAUCCCAGGGUGCCCAUGGGGGUGCCGAAGGAAAACUUAUUCGGCGUGGACUAUCUGGGGCCGAACAAGAUUACCGAUCGGGAGAUCGCCAAGCUUCGAGCAGAGUACCACAUUCCCGACUCGGUACGGAUGAGAAUCCCGGGUCCUACCGAAUCCCUCAGUGCGCCGAAGGACGGCGAAGUAGUUUUCUUUACCGACGUCCUUGUGCAAGGCGUUCGGUUGCCGUUGCAGCCGGCGGUGCAGAGGAUUCUAGCCCAGAUCGGCUACGCCCCGGGGCAAUUCAACCCCCAAUUUCUGGGUGGCCCUCAUGGGAGUGAUAACGGCCUUCGGCAUGGCCGGCGAAGGGAGCCCCUCCUAUGA
Messenger RNA from Prunus armeniaca (apricot), 717 nucleotides. NCBI's taxonomy places the organism in Eukaryota, Viridiplantae, Streptophyta, Magnoliopsida, Rosales, Rosaceae. The record is from the annotation of a GenBank genome assembly.